AUGGAACCGGAGCUUUUCGAUGCUCCUAUCAGUGUCUCAGAUUCAAGGCUAAAUUGGGGAUUCGUUGAAUCAGAGACAAAAAAUGGAACCGGAGUUUUCUAUGUUCCUACAAGUGUCUCAGAUUCAAGGCUAAGUUUGAAUUGUGAUUGCAGACGAAGAAGAAUCAAUGAAGUUACAAUUAUGGAUUUGCCGGCUGCGAUUAUGGUGGAAAUUCUCACAAAAUUGCCAAUCAAUAUGAUUUUCCGAUGUAAGUUUGUUUGCAAAAGUUGGUAUAAGCUCAUAACUUCUGAUCCUUUAUUUGUCAACAUGUAUGACGCUAGACCGCGUAAAUUUCCUUGCAUUUUGCUUUCGAAAAACUAUACUGUCUGCUAUCUGCUUGAACUUGGAGCAGAUUAUGACUAUACUUCUCAAAGAAUAAACAGACCUAUUAUCUUGGACCGUAAUUUACACCUUCCUCAUCCCGUUGAUUUGGUUUCUGAGGAUAAAGCAAACUUGACAUUAAUUGGUUCUUGUAAUGGAUUCAUUUGUUUGUUGAAUGGUGAAACGCAUGUGGUAAAUCAUUCGGUUUGCAUUAGCAACCCUCUUUUGGGUGAGUAUUUCAAGGUUAAAUUGCCUGAAUGGGAGAAACUAAUUCGUCAUAUUCAUUAUGGAUUUUGCUUUAGUGAGGCCUCUGGACAGUAUAAAGUACUGAGAUUAGUAACUAGGAAGUUUCGGGGUCGUCCAGACGUAACUGAAUUGGAGGUUUAUACUCUUGGAGUUGACGAGAGAAAUUGGAGGAAUGUGGGCAAAGCUCCAAAACCUGUACGGGGAAAGCUUAGCAAUGCUACUGUCAAUGGUACUACUCAUUGGCUGGAUGGUGAAAACUUUCAAAAUAGGGCCAGUAUUUACUCCUUUAAUAUUGCGACAGAAGAAGUGAAGUCUCUGACAGCUCCAUCUGGUUUAAAAUCUCCAUCCUUGCACUUGAUGCUAGCAGAGUUGGGGAAUUGUCUAUGUUUGUCUGAUAAUAGCUCUUUUCAUUAUAUGGAUAUAUGGUGGAUGAAAGAGUAUGAGAUAGCUGAAUCUUGGACUAGAGAUCUCAUUUUAGUUGUUCUGCCUGGUUUCCAUGGUCACAGAUUUAUGCCAAUCAUAAUUUGGAAAGAUGGGGAAAUCUUGAUGCAAAGCGAACUUGAUCUGCAACUAGUUUCUUUCAACCCAAAAGAGCAGAUAUUUAGGAACGUGGUCAAUGUGUAUGGUAGUGGCACUGAAGCGACUAGAUACAUUCCAAGCUUUUUACUCGCUCAAGACUGUCAUGGGGGACAACUUUCAAAUCUCAAAUGCUUAUCGGAGGACUUAGAUAGUUUAGAGUAUUUCUUUUGUCUUACUCCAUCCGGGAUAUGA
Molecule: messenger RNA, 1377 nt
Organism: Solanum stenotomum
Lineage: Eukaryota; Viridiplantae; Streptophyta; Magnoliopsida; Solanales; Solanaceae
Product: F-box protein At3g07870-like
Exons: 1
Coding region: 1-1377 (458 amino acids)
Molecular function (GO): protein binding
Source: RefSeq, a predicted model, not a curated record